This is a messenger RNA of Podospora pseudocomata, 2574 nucleotides long. RefSeq lists its product as uncharacterized. The record is from RefSeq and is a predicted model, not a curated record. NCBI's taxonomy places the organism in Eukaryota, Fungi, Ascomycota, Sordariomycetes, Sordariales, Podosporaceae. Bases 172 to 2574 code for a protein of 800 amino acids. The transcript is spliced from 5 exons.
GUCAGAAUUUGAUGGAGUUCAGUAGUCAGAGGCCUUUGAGUGCACGUCGGGGCAGUUGUGCCUUGGGCACCAGACUUCUGCGAGACAUUAUCUCCCGUAAGAUGCUACCAUUUGCCCCGCAUUUCCGAUUCCGCUCCUGACGAGGGCCCCACCUCCUUGCACCAUGUGCCAAUGUUCCCUCUUUUCUCUUUUCUCUUCUCUCUUCUCUCUUCCGGCCCCACUCCAACCCAUCCCACGGUACCCAAGGUACAAGGUAACCUACCCCAUCACCACUCAAAGAGGCGUUUCGGCGACGGAGGCUGGCUUACCACACCAAUACAUCGACGUAGGUACUUGAACACCGCUGUGGGACGCUACUUGAUCGGAACAAGGAUAAGUGCAGGCUCGCCGGGCCCGCACACCGUGUCUCGUCUUCACUGGACUUCUUUCUCUCUUGCUAGUUCACAGCAGCCAGGAAGAUCCGCAAUUCAGAUCUGCUGUAUAGCCAUGGAGCGGGCUGCCAAGGUCGCGCGAUCCGGUGGUUCAUGGACACCACGCCACACUGAAGAGACAGUCUGUGCUAUCGCGCCCAAUGAUCAGCAUAAGGACGAUCAUGGUUCAAACGCCGGACCGGAUGACAACUUCAUGAUAUCGGAUGACGAUGAGAUGUUCCAUUGGACUCAACUGUACGCCUGGCCACACCAAGACAUACUCCCAGGGCUCGAUAGCCUCGGAAACCACCUUAAUUCCACCCACCUUGCAGGUCUGCACAGCGAUUCCAUUUGCCCCGUGUCUGCAAACCAAGGCAGAAAGAGAAGCUAUGAAGAAUUGCGCAACGAAGAUACCGCAGGGGCCGAACCUCUCCAUACCCGGCAGCAUGUGCCGGCUGGUCCGGCUAAGAUCCCUACAUCUUCUCAGGAGCAGGAUGAGGUUCACCUGGAGAAUCCUUACGCAUCAGAUGAAGGGAGCUGCAGCCACCCCCAUGCACUUGUCCGAUGCCGCAGCAUUGUUGAAGAGUGCAGAGGUCGUCGUAUCGUGCUUGACGGAUUCAUCAAAACAAGAAUUACACUUUAUGGUUCUCCACGUCAUGAGCAAGGUCAUGCGCUUAAUGUGCCUUUCCGAUACUUUCCACCCAUUGAGUCAGAGAGUCGCCAUGGCGGCGGUGGAAACGGGGCUGCCGGGGAUUUGAUUCCGAGUGAAAUCAUCCGACCCCCACCGCAAUUCGGUGACGUUCAACUUAGCGGGAGGUUUGAGAAGUCUGAUCGUUAUCUCUUCAAAUUCUUUAUCGAAGCUGUCUGCAAUGGGAGAACAGUUGUCAAGAAUGACAAUGCCUAUCUCAACCAAAUUGCACCUAUGGCGGACAGCUCACCCGCGGUCAAGCACGCCAUGUUGUCGGUUUCUCUUUCAUAUAUUCUUGACUACUCUGCGGAAGACAAGGCAAAAGAACUCGCUACCCAUCACCAUCAGCAAGCUAUUUGGCAUACAAGCCAAGAACUCAAGGACACAAGAAAUUGCUCACCAGGUAACGGGGAUAGUUUGGUUGCUUGUCUUAUCCUUCUGGGCCAUACCGAGAUAGUCGUUUGGGACCGGAACCGAGACAACAUGAAGUCUACACAGAAGGAGCCCCCGAAAUGGUACCGGGGAGCGAAAGUGGCCGAACGAGUGCUUGAGCAAUCGGAUCCAGCUAGAACCCACCAAGAUCCCAAGAAUGCCCAGAUUACCAAGACGCGGUCCCAGCUAGCAAUUCGAGUGUGCCUAGACAGCGUUCUCAGUGAUUGCGUGCACCCUCUCGACCCAGGCGCCGAAAUUGAGUGCUACAACUGGCUCAUCAGAGGCAGUGAGCGAGAGUGCCGCCGAAUCGAUGGGUUUGCCGGGCUUUCUCCAGAUUUGAUGUAUUGCCUGGCCAAAAUCACGUAUUUGGCCUCCAUGCGAGACAGACGUCCAUACUCUCUGGCACAACUAGCUACCGCCAACGGCAUCAAGGAUAUGCUCAGCAACUUUCGGCAGUGGUCAGCGCUCUCGAACGGCUACGAUACAUUUCAAGAGCUCCUUGACAGCUGCGAGCUGAACGAAAAGGGCAAGGUCAACACAGAAGCCAAGGUCACUGAGUUGAUUGGUGAGAGCUACGUUGCUGCCGCACAAAUAUACUUGCAAUGUAGGGUUUUCCGUCGAAGAAGAGAUGACCCUGUGAUCAAGGAACUUCUCGCUCGACUUAUUCUUACUGUGCAGUAUCAACCCAUUUCCGGGCCGUUGUUCACGGCUCAAACCCCGCUUUUCGCUCUUUUCAUCGGAGGUCUCGUGGCCUAUGACCAGCUUGAUAGACAGGCCAUCAAAUCGUGGUUCGAUCCAAUAUGCAAGGGACCCAGAGGCAAUGUUCCUCCUGCUUAUGAGGCUCUCAAACAUGCAUGGAGUUGGAUGGACAGUUAUGAGAGGCGAAGGGGCAAGGUGGCCAAACAGGCAAUGAAUGAUGAGGCAGACGACGGGGGUGCUGGCACUGACGACGAAGAGCACGAGAUUUGGGAGAACAAGGACCCAUGGUGGGAGAAGCUUGUGACAGCGAUAACCUCAAAGUGUGGUCGAAUCAAUCUCUGCUGA